GGCGGAGCAUGUGGGAUAGCAUACAACAGUGCAUGUACUUGUAGGUAUAUGGACUACAAUUAAUACCACAUGCAUGGUGAGUGUCAGGCAAGGGCAAUCAACCGCCCCAAUGCAGCAUAGGAGAACAAGCUGCGUAGCUGAGCACAAAAAAAAAAAAAAAAAAAAAGAUGCAUUGUGGCCUCUGCUUUGUCUUCCCCCUUUACUGUUUAUACACACUUACAAAUACGCCUCGGCAUUUGGUAGCUGCUCAGCUCAGCAUAGUACCUAAUAAACGAUGCAGGAUGCCAUGCUUCAAAGCCCAG
This is a messenger RNA of Trichoderma asperellum CBS 433.97, 302 nucleotides long. The record is from RefSeq and is a predicted model, not a curated record. NCBI's taxonomy places the organism in Eukaryota, Fungi, Ascomycota, Sordariomycetes, Hypocreales, Hypocreaceae.